Lepisosteus oculatus (spotted gar) is the source of this 1749-nucleotide messenger RNA. The record is from RefSeq and is a predicted model, not a curated record. NCBI's taxonomy places the organism in Eukaryota, Metazoa, Chordata, Actinopteri, Semionotiformes, Lepisosteidae.
UAUAUGUACUCUUGCUUGUAUUGUAAUGUUUGUUGUUUUUGCAGAAAUAACAAAAUUAAAAUAAUCGGUAUUUACGUACACUUCGGAUGCGCCUGCGUACUCGUCACCGCUGUGCCCGUUUCUGCUGUCCACAGUGCCCUUUCUGCUGCUUUCCUGUUUUUUUCUCUCUAGUUCCGCACUUGGCUUCGCAGCACGAUUCUCAGAUAUAUCAUCCUCAGGCAUAUACUGUAUAAUACACUGGACAAGUCAGGUCCCAUCUAUUGCUUUAUUAUACUACUAAUGUCGGGUUUACGAAACUCUUAGAAAUAGUUCAUCCUCCAAUUAAGAAAAGUUGUUUUACAUUUCAAAAGUCUUGAGUGUAGCAGAUUAUUAUUUUUGUGCACAAAGACCACCAUGUCUCGGAGUUUAUCUCAGAGUGGUGCAGACGGGCAGGACAGGGGAUGUGAGGGCAUGAAUGGCGCAGGUGGGCAGAAUCAGCGGGGGGGGGCCGUACAUGCCAUCAGCGGCCCUGCAACACACAGAAAACAGCCAGAAAUCCGGUUAGUAGUCGGGUUCUGACUCGGAGUCAGGGUCCAAGGCUCUGACAGUUUCAGGCAGAUGGCUGGAUUACUCUCAGUCAGGAAAUGUUUCGAAGUCAUUCUUUGUACGCUUUUGAUUUAAGAGAUGGUAUCCGCCCCUAUGUUGUGUUUGCAGCCUUUGGAAUUGGACUGGGUGUAGUAAUAGGAGGGUGUAUCGUUUAUGUGUUCACUUCUGAAGACCGAAAACAACAGGCCAAUGAGGACCAAAAAGGCCAAAAGGUUCAACCUAAACGUAAGAGCCAAAUGACCCAAACGGAUCAGCCAGACCACACAGCGAAUGCCAAUGAGGACCGAACCAGCCAAGAGGUUCAAGCAAAACCUGAGAGGGACGAAACAGGCGAAAAGGAUCAACCAGACCACACAGUGAGUGUGGAAGUGACCCUGGAUGUGAACACAAUCAAUCCCUACUUGUGUGUGUCCAAAGACUGCAGGGAAGUGAGGUGGACAGACAGAAGACAGACUCUCCCAGACACCCCAGAGCGGUUCGAUGAAUACCCCUGUGUGCUGGGCACCAUAGGACUGAACAAGAAGGGGUGCUACUGGGAGGUAGAGGUUGGAGGCAAGAUGUCCUGGGAGCUGGGUGUGGCCACAGAUUUGGUCCACAGGAAGGGUCAGCUGACAUUGAGCCCUCAAACAGGCUUCUGGGUCCUCAGUCUUUGGGAUGGGAAGCUGACGGCCCUGACUGACCCAGAGACCCCACUGGACACAGACGUUCCCAGAAGAGUGGGGAUCGAUGUGAACUAUGAGGAGAAGAAGAUCCGCUUCUACAAUGUUGAUGAGGGCACCAUCAUCUACACUUUUCAAGAGCGAAUUGACAGAACAGUCCGUCCUUUCUUCUCCCCUGGGAGCAACGAUCAAGACCCUCUGAUCAUUAUCACGUAAUUAGAAAUUAUUAAAAAAGUAUCUUUAGUACACUGUGGAAGAAGUAACUUGAGACCUUAGCCUUAAGAAACAAUAUGCUGGUGUUUAAGCUGUUUUUGCGUUUCUUGUAUUACUUUCAUUUUGCCAUUCUCAUAAGAGACAAAGGCCAUAGUUUUGCCAGAAAUGUAGAAGGUUUAAGAACAUCGAGUGUAAAUGGAAACUGAAACAUUGCAAAAACAAUACCAUGUUUAUUUAUGAUCCCAUACUGGAAUUUAGAACUUUUUAAAUAAAAUGUUUGUUUUUAAAAUCA